Messenger RNA from Dicrocoelium dendriticum, 330 nucleotides. Lineage: Eukaryota; Metazoa; Platyhelminthes; Trematoda; Plagiorchiida; Dicrocoeliidae. The record is from the annotation of a GenBank genome assembly.
AUGUUUUACAGAUCAAUGCGAGCUUUUGCAAAGAAGUUGAAUGUGAUGUUACGGCUAUUUCGUAACCUCAGUGACCAAAAACGUCCAUCCACUUCUCCUACAGCAAAAUCCGAAAGGCGUGACGAAAAUUCGGCCAGAAGCGCACAUCCUUCUACGGCUACUUACAAAGUGCCAGAAUAUUAUGGUCAUUCUGCGUACUAUUUUUACGAUUCCAUCAUCGCUUUAAAACCUCGUCGCCUUCCCCAACCGGACCCUACUCGUUCGACUUAAUUACUAUAGUGAACCAAAAUAUUUGGUUUGAAACUUUUGCAAAAUAUAUACUAAAUCAUU